AUGGAAGGGUACGACCAUAUGUGUUCGGAUAUGGUUAAAUAUCCAGAGCUGGCGAUCUUUCGCAAAUUCAAAAUCCUGAACUACCGUACGCUGUUAUUCUUACAAGCCGAACUGACUCACAAAGAGGACCGGCUCCUCGCUGCGAUCCGAGCAGAUCGAAAUUCCGGCGACCCUGAAAGGAGGCAGUUUGCCUUCAGUUUCGAGGCCAUGCUCCGGUCCAAGAGCGAUAUCGAGGGCGCAAGAGCACAACGGAAGCUGAUGCGGGAGAUUUGCCGUCUCGCCAAAGACUACAGCACGUGGUUGCCCUCUUCCAAGAUACCCCAUGAAUUACUCCUCCAAAAUCGCGAACUCGACGACCUGCCUCCGGUCCACAAACCCAGUCUCGCGUGCCUCCGAGCGGCCCAGGUGAGCGUUUCGGACAGACGAUUGUUUCUGCGCGGCCGCGAGCUCCAUACGUGGAGCAAGAGAAAGGAAUACGACCUCACAUCCCUGACGGACCAGAAGGCGAACAGAGACCCUCUCUCCUCCUGGCUCGAGUGGUUCAUCACCAACGUCUUCCACAAGUUCUCCGGCUCCGUGCAUUAUAACCCCGACCCCGUGGACGAGGACUGGGCGCCUGCCACUCCGACCAAGUUGGUCCAGUACCCGCAGAGACACAUCUCGCGGAGCGUCACGGCUGUGACGACGAUCCUGGCGCCGGUCCUGCCCACCGUGUCGGCCUCGGCCCUGUUCUUCAUCGACAACGAGCUCACGCGGCUGGGCAUCAUCGUGCUGCUGAGCUUCCUCUUCAGCAUCGCGCUGGCGUGCGUCGGCGUCCCGCGCAGGAUCGACUCCUUCGUUGCCACUGCCACCUUUACUGCAGUCUUGAUCGUCUUUAUCGGCAAUAACUCGAGCUGCGCGUGCUAA
Molecule: messenger RNA, 906 nt
Organism: Cladophialophora bantiana CBS 173.52
Lineage: Eukaryota; Fungi; Ascomycota; Eurotiomycetes; Chaetothyriales; Herpotrichiellaceae
Exons: 2
Coding region: 1-906 (301 amino acids)
Source: RefSeq, a predicted model, not a curated record